AUGGGAUUAGGUCUAGAUUCCGUUACCAACGAAAUCAAACUAGUGCAACUUUUGUCUUAUUAUUGUCGGAUCGAUAGAGGACUUAUAAACGGAAUCCGCGUGGACAUAUACUCCCCGAGCACGAAAACAUGGAGACAACUCGAUGAUGAUGCUGCUGCCGCGGCCACAUCACCUUCUUUUGUCAAGAAGGCAAUUGGGUCAUACAAGGAUGGUUCGUGUGCUCAUUGGCUGGAUAUUACGCAGAGUCUCGUACUCUCUUUCGACAUGCAGAAAGAGGUCGUUGUGAGAACGCCCCUUCCCAUUCGAAUAAACAGCAGUGAAAAGAAGAUUAAGAUUUUUGCCAAGGAGAGCAGCUCGCUUGACCUAUUCGUGUACCCGCGUAAUCAAGUUUCGGAAGAAAACUACUUGUUCGAAAGAUGGGAGUUGACCGGUUUGGGGGAGCAGGGAAAGCACUGGUCUUGGUUGACGCGUAUCGGACCUUUUUUAGGAGUGUCUAAGCCUGUGGGAGCAUUGUGGAGCCAUGUAAUUGUUGUGAGGGUGGGAGAUAAUCAGGGCCGGCCCAAGCCCAAGGCGAGCAAGGCCGUCGCCUUGGGCCUCCGAAAAAUCGAAAACAUUUAG
Molecule: messenger RNA, 618 nt
Organism: Erythranthe guttata (spotted monkey flower)
Lineage: Eukaryota; Viridiplantae; Streptophyta; Magnoliopsida; Lamiales; Phrymaceae
Source: RefSeq, a predicted model, not a curated record